GAGGAAGAAUUUAAAUGGCUUUUACAAGAAGAGGUCCAUGCUGUUUUGAAACAGCUGCAGGAUAUUUUGAAGGAGGCCUCUCACCGGUUCGCCCUGCCCACCAGCGGCUUGGGAGGAGCUGUCAAGCAGGAGAACUUUGUGCUGAGCCCCUCGGGCACAGACCAGGUGAAAGGUGUGUUGACGCUGCAGGGAGAUGCCCUGUGUCAAGCUGAUGUUAAUCUGAAAAUGCCCAGAAACAAUCAGCUCCUGCAUUUUGCAUUUCGGGAAGACAAGCAGUGGAAAUUGCAGCAGAUCCAGGAUGCUAGAAACCAUGUUAACCAAGCCAUUUACCUGCUCAUGAACAGAGAUAUAAACUACCAGUUCAAAACAGGCUCAGAGGUUCUCAAGCUUAUGGAUGCUGUGAUGUUACAGCUCUCAAGAGCCCGCAAUCGGCUUACCACUCCAGCCACCCUGACUCUACCAGAGGUUGCUUCCAGUGGUCUCACAAAAAUGUUCACCCCUGCUCUGCCUCCAGACAUCCUUGUGAAUUUUUAUAUUAACCUGAAUAAGCUGUGCCUGACUAUCUACCAACUCCAUGUACUGCAGCCCAGCACAACCAAGAACUUCAAGCCUGCUGGAGGGUCCAUUUUGCACAACCCUGGAGCCAUGUUUGAGUUUGGCAACCAGCGGUAUGAAGUCAGCCAUGUCCAUAAAGUGGAAUGUGUUGUCCCAUGGUUAAAUGACGCCCUUGUCUUCUUCACAGUUUCACUGCAGCUUUGCCAGCAGCUGAAGGACAAGAUCUCCGUUUUCUCCAGUUACUGGAACUACAGGCCAUAUUAAUUCUCUGGGAAGUGUCCAAGCCCUUCCAGCAUCUCUCUGUUUUCAGCGUGGAAGCUGAGUCCAGGUCAGCCGGAGGAGUGCUGCAGUUUGCUCUCCCGUGGCCCUCCAUAGGGUAGGGUCACUGUAUCCAGAGACUUUGGUGGCCUUGUCUGGGACUGCUGCGUGAGCAGGGCACCAAGCUGUGCUGCGUGGUUGGCAAGAGCUUACACCUGCCUUUGUUCUCCUGUGCGUUGUGCAGCU
Messenger RNA from Apaloderma vittatum (bar-tailed trogon), 1059 nucleotides. RefSeq names its product rogdi homolog (Drosophila) (gene ROGDI). The annotation marks the transcript as partial. Gene Ontology annotation, cellular component: RAVE complex. Lineage: Eukaryota; Metazoa; Chordata; Aves; Trogoniformes; Trogonidae. The transcript has 10 exons. The record is from RefSeq and is a predicted model, not a curated record.